This is a messenger RNA of Penaeus indicus, 3847 nucleotides long. RefSeq names its product sodium- and chloride-dependent glycine transporter 1-like. The record is from RefSeq and is a predicted model, not a curated record. The coding region runs from base 540 to 2435 and encodes 631 amino acids. Gene Ontology annotation, cellular component: plasma membrane. Gene Ontology annotation, molecular function: L-amino acid transmembrane transporter activity. The transcript has 15 exons. NCBI's taxonomy places the organism in Eukaryota, Metazoa, Arthropoda, Malacostraca, Decapoda, Penaeidae. Gene Ontology annotation, biological process: sodium ion transmembrane transport.
GUCCCUCUACUUCACCACCAUCUUGGUCUUCUCUCCACUCCGUGCGUUUCCUUUCGUGUCUCCCCCUCAUGAGUUCCCCCUUGGCAGCGGGAGCAGGAAAGACUGCUGGGGCAAGCAGCAGGAGCGCCGGUAGCGUCUGAUCGAAUUGUCAGCAGAAACGUGGGUGCGAGCGGGAAGGCUCCAGUCAGUCAGGACCCGGCGCGCACACAGGACGCACAGCAACACGCUCGCUGCACGACACUUGCACCGCUUCCUCACCGCCGCCGCAGAGAGGAAUAUCUUGUCGCAUUCUAAAAAGCUUCCAUUAAUCCAUUCCCCUUCCAUUUCUCAACUCCAAUUAUCUGAGAAGCUGCUGGGGUAUUUGCACGAAACCUCAACGCGGUCUCAACACAAGAAAUCUUAAGUCUCCCGUCGACGCUGUGCCAGCCGCGCGGCCGCCGUGCCAGAGCGAGAAUUUUGCUGCCAACCGUAGCAUCAAUAGUUAAAAUAGCCGCACAGACAGCUACUAACACGGCGACUCUUACAACAAACUCGCAACAAUGGAGGAGAAGAAGUACAAUAUUAAUAUUGACAACAGAGAUCUGGAAGAUCAGGAGGAGUGCGAGGCCGUGGAGGUGAGCGACGCCGUGGGAGGACCCCGGCAGAAGUGGGGUCGCCAGAUCGAGUUCAUCCUCUCCUCGCUGAGUUAUGCCGUGGGUUUGGGCAACAUAUGGAGGUUCCCUUACCUUUGCUACAGGAAUGGUGGCGGUGCCUUCCUGAUUCCCUACGGUAUAAUGCUGAUGGUGUGCGGGAUGCCCCUCAUGUUCUUCGAGCUGUGUCUAGGGCAGUUCGGGCGAGAGGGUCCCAUUACAGUUUGGAAGAUCUGCCCGCUCUUCCAGGGUAUCGGUUAUGCAAUGUUCAUGAUCAGUUUCUACAUCGGGUGCUACUACAACGUCGUCCUUUCGUGGACCAUCUACUACAUCUACUCUUCCUUCACGCACACGCUCCCCUGGACCAGCUGCAAUGACGAGUGGCGCUCGGAAUUCUGCAAGGAAUUCAACUCCAGAAAUUGCACAUUAGCUGGCGGGUUGAUGAACGUGACAGGAAAUUGCGUCUUCCCUGAUAUGGUAACAGCUGAUGAAUGGAACGCCCUUAACAAGUCCCUCAGCUACCUUAAAAGUCCCGCUGAUGAGUUCUUCCACAACCACGUGUUAGACAUCACCGAUGGUCUUCACGACAUGGGGGGCUUCCAAGGCAAUAUCGUCCUCGCUCUUUUAGUGGCCUGGAUCAUCGUGUACUUCGUGCUUAUCAAAGGUGUUGAAACAUUUGGAAAGGCCGUCUACUUCACAGCAACCUUCCCUUAUCUUAUCCUCAUUGUACUUCUGGUAAGAGCAGCCACUCUUCCAGGAUACAUGGAUGGUAUUAGAUUCUACCUGACACCAAACUGGGACAAGAUUCUGACACUAUCAGUUUGGCGUGAUGCUGCGAUCCAGAUCUUCUUUAGUUUAUCUCCCUGCUGGGGCGGCCUGAUCACCCUUGCAUCAUACAACAAAUUCAACAAUAACUGUUACAGGGAUGCAUUUGUGGUAUCCAUUGGUAACUGUCUCACGAGCUUCUUUGCUGGCUUUGUGAUCUUCGGUAUCAUUGGCUUCAUGGCUCACGAACUAGGAUUGCCUGUAGAAAAGGUUGCUGUGCAGGGAGCGGGCCUGGCGUUCGUGGCUUACCCCGAGGCCGUGGCCCGCCUACCUCUGUCGCCGGUGUGGUCCAUCUUGUUCUUCGCCAUGUUGCUGACUCUGGGUCUUGGCACGCAGUUUACUAUCCUAACCACCAUCAUCACCACCAUUACUGAUGACUUCCCAGCCCUGCGCGGCAAGAACUUCAAGUGGGCCCUCCUGUGUUCCUGCCUCGUGAUGUUUGCUGUAGGGCUCUCCAUGGCCACUAAAGGAGGCAUGUACGUUCUUCAAAUGAUGGAUUCGUAUUCGUCCACCUUCUCUGCUCUCAUGGUCGGGAUGGCUGAGGUGGUGGUUGUGACGUGGGUGUAUGGCAUAGACAACUUCCUCAAUGACAUCAAGGCAAUGUUGGGGAGAUACCCAUACCCCAUGUUCUUCUGGAAGUAUGUGUGGAAGUUUGGAAUGCCUUUGCUUGUGCUGAAAAUCUUGGUUUUUUCUUGGAUUGACUUCACCCCGGCAAAGUACGGUGCAUACGAAUUCCCUCCAUGGGCCAAUGUGCUAGGGUGGUUCCUGUCCUUCUCCUCCGUGGCACUCAUUCCCGCCGUUGCAAUCUACAAGAUCCUGGGUGAAAAGGGCUCCCUUAUGGAGAGAAUAGAGAAGCUGUGCAAACCCCAGCCAACAUGGGCACCUCCAGCAGAUGUGACUAUAAGGCCAAAUGAUUCUUUUGGUGCCAAACCUCUCCUGAAGGUCACUUCUUUUGAUGAAGACACUGAAAACAAAAUAUAGAAAGCUGCUUCCAACAAGUUUGUUACUACUGCUUUACCUCCUUAGUCUCCAGUUCGGUUUAUUGUGCCAAGUAUCCAGUAUUUGUGGGACGUGAUGGUUCUCCCUCUCCAAAGGGAGUGUCUGGAUCAAGCGAGGGGACACCGUUACACAGCUUCUACCUUACCAGGCUGUGCUAGGUGUCCCCACAACAGGAUGUGUGGUACUGUUACUGAUGUUAGUUUCAUUAUGGGAAGAGUUAUGAAGGGCAUCUUUCCUCACUGACUAAGGAGAUCACCAAAGACUAGACAUAAACUAGUAUUUUGUAAGAGGUCUCUUGGUAUUAGCUUGGAUGUAGUUCUGUGUUGUGUGCUUGAUGCAGGAAAGCUACAAAUUAAUUUAGGUGAUUUCUGUGUUUUGUAUGUUACUGGUAACUGUUGUCUGUUACAAUAAAUGAUAUAAUGUAUAAGUUCAGAACUUUCUUUUAUCAAAAAGAUAAUGACAAGGUGUAAAAUGUUUUCACUGUAGAUAACGUUUCAGUUAUUAUUAUAAAAUAGCAUUGAUGAGAAAUAGUUUAUAAAUAUCCAUAGCUCUCACCUCUUUUGAUUAUCUUGGUUAUGCAUUUUGUAACAACAGAUCCUAUGUUUUUUGAAGUGUAAGUCAUCAUACUUUUAUUCUCAGGAUUUUAAAAUGCUGUUAAUCACAUAAGUAAUAACAAAGUGCAUAUCUUUUACUUCAUAUUUUAUAGUUUCAGUAGAGUAGGGGAUUCAAUAAUGUGUAAACAAUAAUAUGUAAAUGUUCUGACCUCAUCAGAGACAAUAAUAGUGUCUUUAAAUUUUGUUAAAUCUUUAUUCAAUAAUGGCUUAUGAUACUUAUAUUGGUUACUGUUAUACUCUAUAAUGCCAUAAAUCCAUGAAUCUGGUCAAAACUACUUUUUUAAUCAUGGCACUAUUAAAAUAGUGACAAAUCAUCCUAUUAUUGAUACUUUACAGUUAUUACACACACACACACACACACACACACACACACACACACACACACACACACACACACACACACACACACACACACACACACACACACACACACACACACACACAAAUACACACAAGCAAAUAUUAUAUAUGGAUAUACACAGGAUAUUAAAAUUCUAAAAUUGUGAUUAGCUGAUUGAAUAGUGUAAUAUAUAAAUACAUGUUUAUCAUGUAAUAAUUUUUUUUUUAUUUAUAUUACUGUCACAACCAGUUCUAGAAAGUCAUAAGCAUGUAUCCAGAGUGUGCUUUAAAUGAACUGUUUAUAUGAUAUGAUGAUGAAAACUAAGAAGCAGAAACAUAUCGAUGCAAGUGUAAAUAUGGUUGAUGAAAUACAUGACUAUAUGCUCUUUUCAUAUCUGAUUACUGAUAUUUAGUUCUCACAGAGCAGUAGUAUUUUUUUUU